AUGUCGGUGGGUACACCGGCAGAGCCAGACUUUGGAGAGGAUCUUGGUUAUGAUGACGCGGAACCAGAUUUCCGUGGCGGCGGCGGCGGCGGAAUGGACGACAGUCAAAUGGAUGAUGCUGCUGAUCAGGAAAGACAGCAGAGGCUAGCCGAGAGAGCAAACAAACAGAAGAAUAUGCUUGAGCGCCUUCGCAAGGCGAAGGAAGAGCAAGAGCAACCAGAGGAGGGUUCCUUGGACGGGUUGGAAACCGCUGAGGAGCCGGAACCAGAGCCAGAAGUCAAGCCAAGAUCUAGGCGAAGGGCCAGUAUUGGAAUCCCCAAAAAGUUCAGUAUGAGCACGAACAACUUUGCUUCGUUCGACCCUGACGAAGGAAAGAAAGACGACCGUAAGAAAGACGACCGAAAGAAAGAUAUGAAGCGAGGAGCCGGCAAGCCAGAACGCACAGGGAAAACGCCUGCGAGAGCGAAGUCGAGCGAGAGUGGUGUUACUGCGGGAAGCGGGCCAACUAGAGGAGGACGCGCCAGGGCCGCUGACACGGAUAGGAGGAUGCGUGGCUCCAUGUUGGAUAGAAUAGGCGGGUAG
Seminavis robusta is the source of this 582-nucleotide messenger RNA. NCBI's taxonomy places the organism in Eukaryota, Bacillariophyta, Bacillariophyceae, Naviculales, Naviculaceae. The record is from the annotation of a GenBank genome assembly.